This is a messenger RNA of Schistosoma turkestanicum, 2460 nucleotides long. The record is from the annotation of a GenBank genome assembly. Lineage: Eukaryota; Metazoa; Platyhelminthes; Trematoda; Strigeidida; Schistosomatidae.
AUCAACUACAUGUGUGUAUACAUGACUGACUAUAUAUAAGUUAAGCACAAAUGAAAAUGACUUAUAAUUGAUACUAGGAGGUGUGGCUAAUUGUCAAUAAAUUUGAGAUUCUCGCUUUACUUUCUAUAAAACCAUUAAAAAUCAACCAUUUGUAAGCGUUGAAACAAUGGGAUCUAAAAAUAAAAAUUUCACGAAGUCGUUAGCGCUUUCUGUAUUCCUAACAUGUUUAGGAUCGUCAUUUACCAUUGGUUACAAUUUAGGAAUACUGAAUUUACCAGGAGAGCAUAUCAAAGAGUUUUUAUCUCAAACUAUGUUGGGAAAGAAUGUCAGUGAAGCUGAAAACACAACAAAUCUUGUGACACCAAGUUUCUUGUAUGCUCAAGUUAGUACAGCUUUUGUACUAGCCGGUGCAGUUGGAGCUUUUAGUUGUGGUGUUAUAGCUGAUUGUUUGGGAAGACGAAAUGGUCUAAUAGUAAACAGUCUAUUCGCAAUUGCUGGAGGAGUAAUAGUUGGUCCAUGUGUAGCAUACAGUCAACCUGCAUUACUGUUUGUUGGGCGUGUUCUAAAUGGAUUCAAUUUUGGAGUAUCAAUGGGAGUAGCACCAAUGUACUUGACAGAAAUCGCUCCUAUAUCUCUUCGUGGUGGAAUUGGUUCAUUGCAUCAGCUUGCUCUAACUAUCGGCAUAUGCGUAUCCUAUUUAAUGACAUUAACAUAUACAUUAAAUACACCAAGUUUAUGGCCAAUUUCUGUAGCGGCUGGAUCAGUUCCUGCAUUGAUUGCAUUGAUUCUUCUACCAUAUUGUCCUGAGAGUCCACGUUUUUUAUUUAUAAAAAAGAAGAAGGAACCACAAGCACGUAAAGCUUUCAAACGGCUUAACUGUAAAGAUAACAUUAAUGAAAUAUUUGAAGAAAUGAAAAGAGAAGUGAAUGAAACUGAAAAACAACCGAAAUUCAAGUUUUCUAAACUUUUCACUCAGAAAGAUUUACGUAUGCCAGUUUUAAUUGCUUGUAUCAUACAAGUAUUUCAACAGCUUUCUGGAAUUAAUGCGGUAAUUACUUACUCAUCGACAAUGCUUAAAACUGCUGGGAUUCCAUUAAUGUAUAUCCAGUUCUGUGUAGUUGCUGUCGGAGCAAUUAAUGUGUUAUUGACUGUGCUCUCAGUAUCUCUAAUUGAACGUGCUGGACGCAGAACUCUUAUUUUAUGGCCAACUGUACUUCUUGCUUUUUCAUUAUUAUUUCUAACAAUUUCAGUGAAUGUAGCAAGUAAAACAGCAGAUGAGACAACAGCUAGAACAGCAGGAAUUAUUUCAGCUGUUCUUAUCAUAUUAUAUAUUUGUGGUUUUGCUUUAGGCUUAGGUCCAAUCCCUGGUAUAAUUGUAGCUGAAAUAUUUAGACAAGAACCACGAGCUGCAGCCUAUUCGUUAAGUCAAGGAGUUAACUUAUUGUGCAAUUUGCUGGUCUUAUUCAGCUAUCCAAGCAUUAAUGAUGCAAUUGGCGGUUAUUCAUUUCUACCAUUUUUAGUGAUUGUUGUUAUUUGUUGGAUAUUUUUCUAUUUAUACAUGAUCGAGACAAAAAAUCGUACAUGUGAUAGUAAUGCAAGAGAUUUAGCUACACCAAAAAUUAUCGCCUGUCAACGUCCAUCUAGAUUAAGUUAUAAAAAUGAUGAACCAUUUUAUACGGAUGAAUGAAAACCAAAAAAAAAACGAGGCGAAAAAUUGAAAAGAGAAAAAAGAACAAACAAUAAAAUUCAGAAAAUACAGUGAAAUAUAUAUUUCAAAAUUAUCAGAUAAAUGUUAUUUUAUUUUUUAAAAUAAAAACCAUGGUUUUCUUUUUCAUUGUUCAAUAGUGAUACUGUUUGUUGUUUCUUUCAUUAUUAUUAUUAUUAUUAUUAUUUUCAUGACUGAAGUCUAAAGAUGUUUACGUCUUAUUAUUUUUCUCUCUGUUAAAUUACAUUAUUGACAAAGUUUAACCACUGUUGCAUUUUCUUCGUCAAGUUUUACUUAUUAUAACAAAUGUAUGAAAAAAAAAGAAUCUAAUUGAGAAUAAUUUUUUAUUGUGCAAGAUAACUUAAUUUGAGGUUAUCAUUAAGAUUUUUUGUUAAAAAAUGAAACACAGAUAAUGACUUCCUUUUAUUGUUCAUUGAUUUCAGUUGGCUAUUUUUCUCAAAUAAUGUUGGUUUAUAUUUAUAUAUAUGCAUGUAUAUUCAGUUUUCAUGCUGAUAUUUAAAAAAUGAAAAUAGAUAAUUUUCUACUGAGUUUUAUUUCUUACGAAAGAUUUGAUGAAAAGCUAUUUGAAAUUUAUGAUAUUUUCGAGUAUUUUAAAACAUGUGAUUGUCAAUAAUGCAUUGUCGGUUUAUUAUUAGUUUGCUUACGAACAGAGUUAAAUGUUGUAUGACUUGAUGUUUUCAAUUUGUACGUGAUCAUUCAUGUGUAUACUAUUAUAUGUAUAUGUAUAUAUAUAU